Molecule: messenger RNA, 1513 nt
Organism: Chanos chanos (milkfish)
Lineage: Eukaryota; Metazoa; Chordata; Actinopteri; Gonorynchiformes; Chanidae
Gene: fam76b
Product: family with sequence similarity 76 member B
Exons: 10
Coding region: 1-1005 (334 amino acids)
Cellular component (GO): nuclear speck
Source: RefSeq, a predicted model, not a curated record
AUGGCAACUUCGGCCCUGUACGCGUGUACGAAGUGUAAUCAGCGCUAUCCGUUCGAAGAGCUGUCCCAGGGACAACAACUCUGCAAGGAAUGUCGCAUAGCGCACCCCAUAGUCAAAUGCACCUACUGCAGAUCGGAAUUUCAACAGGAGAGCAAAACAAACACAAUCUGCAAGAAAUGCGCCCAGAACGUCAAACAGUUUGGAACGCCAAAGCCUUGUCAGUACUGUAAUAUCAUUGCUGCAUUCAUCGGGACCAAAUGUCAGCGCUGCACAAACUCAGAGAAGAAGUAUGGUCCACCUCAGACAUGUGAACAGUGCAAACAGCAGUGUGCCUUUGACCGGAAGGAGGAGGGGAGGAGAAAGGUGGAUGGGAAAUUGCUUUGUUGGCUCUGUACGUUGUCAUAUCGUCGUGUGCUUCAGAAAACCAAGGAGCAGAGGAAAGGUCUUGGCUCCUCCCACUCAAACUCUUCCUCUCUCAGUGAGAAAGAACAUCAAAGACAACACCAUCAUCAUCACCAUCACCAUCGACACAGCAGUUCCCACCACAAACUCAGUGGUAGCUUGAGUCCAGAGCAAGAACAGGGUCUGUGGAAGCAGAGUCAUAAAUCGUCCUCCAUCCAGAAGGAAACCCCAAAGAAGAAACCAAAACUGGAGCUGAAGCCAUCUAAUGGAGACAGUAGCUCCAUUGCUCAGUCCAUGGACUCCGGCGGGACAGACAACUUUAUUCUCAUCAGUCAGCUUAAAGAGGAAGUGAUGUCACUGAAACGGCUCCUGCAGCAAAGGGACCAGACCAUCCUGGAGAAGGACAGAAAGCUGACCGAGCUGAAGGCAGACUUUCAGUAUCAGGAAUCAAAUAUGCGUCUCAAGAUGAACAACAUGGAGAAAGCACACAAAGAGGCCAUGGAGCAGCAGCAGGCAAAAAAUAGGGAGCUGAUGAAGCAGGUGGCAGCGCUCUCCAAGGGCAAGAAGUUUGACCGCAGUGGAAGCUCUCUCCUGUUGCCAUAGCGAUGGACCCCCUUUGAAACUGAGGUUUCAUCACUGUGAGAAAGCUGACGCCAUGCCCUCAACCCCCCAUCCCCUAGCCUUUCUCUUCAUUUUAUCAGUCUUUUGGUUCCCCGUAUAGACACGGUCAGAUGAGAGCUCAUUCUCAAGCCUGCUCUCUCCCUCUCGGUCUCUCUCUCUCACUGAGUCUGGUGACUUUGGCACAUUGUGGACAGGACUCUGGCUCUGCCCUAAGAGCAGAGUGCACACAUGCGCACACAUACACACACACACUCGACCUGACUGCCGUAUUAAAUCUGUUGUCGCAUAUGCAAAGGCUGUAGAGAUCUCUUUAUCUUUUUGAGUGUGUGUUUGGAUUUUAGACACAAUCAUGUAUACUCUUUUGUUUUUUUAUUAUUAUUAUUAUUGUUCCUCAAGAAACACUCAAUUAUGGACAGAGAUCUGUGGCUCCAGUCCAGCCACGUCACUGAGUGACACCCCACCCCAAUCCCCCCAUCAGUCAUAUGCAAAG